CCUAGAGCGGCGGAGGCACCUGGAGGAGGCGGAAAAGGAUCCGGAGCCAGAUUAUUGAUAGAAGAAGAGAGACUGUCAAGAUGGAGUCUGUUUGGGAAUGCGGUUAGUCAAUAUGUUAUGAUGAUACAGUACAACUUGCAUGGUGAUAUGGAAGAAAAAAACAAGAUGAAGUACCUUAUUAGUGCUUUGGAAAUAAAAGUAUUCUGCUGGACUAUGCUAAGAUCUAUUAGUAUGAAGAGUUAUUCAGUCUCUGAAGAACUUUAGGAUGAAAAGUUGAAGUAUCCAGCAAUGUCUGAUAAAUAAUUUGGGGACCCUCAUGACUGUUGCAGAAGAAUGGCUGUAAAUUGGGUGAUCCAUUAUCUUUGGCUUUUGGCAGUUCUGGCAAGAUGCACUGGGGGCCACAGCCUAUUCUCAUGUGAACCCAUAAUCCUGAGGAUGUGCCAAGAUCUUCCAUAUAAUACCACAUUUAUGCCUAACCUUUUGAAUCAUUAUGAUCAACAAACAGCAGCUCUAGCAAUGGAGCCAUUUCAUCCUAUGGUAAACCUUGACUGCUCCCGAGACUUUCGGCCAUUCCUGUGUGCUCUCUAUGCUCCCGUUUGCAUGGAAUAUGGUAGAGUCACCCUCCCAUGUCGCAGAAUUUGUCAAAGAGCAUAUAGUGAAUGUUCAAAACUCAUGGAGAUGUUUGGUGUGUCUUGGCCUGAAGACAUGGAAUGCAACAGGUUCCCAGACUGUGAUGAGCCUUACCCUCGUCUUGUUGACCUCAAUGUAGUUGGGGAACCAACAGAAAAAGCACCAGUGGAAGUGCAAAGAGACUAUGGUUUUUGGUGCCCUCGAGAACUGAAAAUAGACCCUGAUCUGGGCUACACAUUCCUGCGGGUACGGGACUGCUCCCCUCCUUGUCCAAAUAUGUACUUUAGACAAGAAGAGCUCUCUUUCGCACGAUACUUCAUUGGUGUGAUCUCCAUUGUCUGCCUUUCUGCUACCUUGUUCACUUUCUUGACUUUCCUGAUUGAUGUCACAAGAUUUCGCUACCCAGAAAGACCCAUAAUCUUCUAUGCUGUUUGUUACAUGAUGGUGUCCCUAAUUUUCUUCAUUGGCUUUUUGCUAGAAGACCGGGUUGCCUGCAAUGCCUCUGGCCCUGCCACAUACAAGGCUUCCACAGUGACGCAGGGCUCUCACAAUAAAGCAUGCACCAUGCUUUUCAUGGUACUGUAUUUCUUUACCAUGGCUGGGAGCGUCUGGUGGGUAAUUCUUACCAUCACUUGGUUUUUGGCAGCUGUCCCAAAAUGGGGUAGUGAAGCCAUUGAGAAGAAGGCCCUCCUCUUCCAUGCUAGUGCAUGGGGCAUCCCUGGAACCCUUACCAUCAUUCUCCUAGCUAUGAAUAAAAUAGAAGGUGACAACAUCAGUGGCGUAUGUUUUGUUGGCCUUUAUGAUGUGGAUGCCUUGAGAUACUUUGUUCUUGCUCCUCUCUGCCUGUAUGUGGUGGUUGGAGUUUCUUUGCUACUUGCUGGCAUCAUUUCUUUAAAUCGGGUUCGUAUUGAAAUUCCCUUAGAGAAGGAAAACCAGGACAAGUUGGUGAAAUUCAUGAUUCGGAUUGGCGUCUUCAGUGUACUGUAUCUUGUGCCACUCUUGGUUGUCAUUGGCUGCUAUUUCUAUGAGCAAGCUUACCGAAGUGUGUGGGAGACAACAUGGAUUCAAGAACGGUGCAAGGAAUAUCACAUACCUUGCCCUUAUCAGGUUACCCAGAUGAGUCGUCCAGACUUGAUCCUCUUCCUUAUGAAGUAUCUGAUGGCUCUCAUAGUGGGAAUCCCAUCAGUCUUUUGGGUUGGAAGUAAAAAGACUUGCUUUGAAUGGGCCAGCUUUUUUCAUGGGCGUAGGAAAAAAGAGGUCGUUAAUGAGAGCCGGCAAGUGCUUCAGGAACCCGACUUUGCUCAGUCUCUCUUAAGAGAUCCAAAUACACCCAUAAUUCGCAAAUCCAGAGGCACUUCCACCCAAGGGACUUCUACUCAUGCCUCCUCUACACAAUUGGCUGUGAUGGAUGACCAGCGAAGCAAAGCAGGCAGUGUGCAUAGCAAAGUCAGUAGCUACCAUGGCAGCUUGCAUAGGUCACGAGAUGGCAGAUAUACCCCUUGUAGUUACCGUGGAAUUGAAGAUCGACUACCUCAUGGCAGUAUGUCCCGACUGACUGACCACUCCAGGCAUAGCAGUUCCCACCGGCUCAAUGAUCAGUCACGUCACAGCAGCAUCAGGGACCUCAGUGGAAAUCCAGUAACUCACAUAACUCACGGCACCAGCAUGAACCGAGUUAUUGAAGAGGAUGGGACCAGCGCGUGAUCUGCACUUCUUUUCCCAUGAAAUGAACAGUAUUCAUUUCUUAUCAGAAUAAUAUAUCAGCUUUUAUCCCUCUUAUGAGUCAGAAUGGCACCCAGUUUGGUCACUGCCUUUUCCUGUAGCUCAACAUUUCUUAGAAAGGUUGCCUCUAAGCAAGUAUGAUAUUGAUUAAGUCUACAAGCUAACUGUUGAUGCAUUUAGGAUUGCUUACCAUAUUUAUUUAUUUGUUGAUGUUUGUUGAUUUAUUUGUUGAUGUUUCCCCCCAAAUCUCUUUUAAAAAUCCUUAUGCAUCUAUAAGAGUCAUACUAUGAAAAGUUUCCCAAAGUAGAAGACUGGGUUUGCUUUUUGGGGGAGGGAGGGGGAAAGAUCUGUUUUGCAUUUUUUUCAUUCUAAUUAAAUAAUGAACUAGUUAGCUGUUCUCCUGCAGCACAGAGGAUAGGCUGCAUAUUAAAAACUGUACAGAGGGCAUCGGUAGGGAAUUGCCAAGAGUUUAUACACUGGAAAUGCAGCAAAAGGAAAAAUGAGCAGAAAUCCUAAAUAAUGGUAUUGGCUCUUAAGUUAAA
This is a messenger RNA of Python bivittatus (Burmese python), 2894 nucleotides long. RefSeq names its product frizzled class receptor 3 (gene FZD3). Gene Ontology annotation, biological process: non-canonical Wnt signaling pathway; canonical Wnt signaling pathway. NCBI's taxonomy places the organism in Eukaryota, Metazoa, Chordata, Lepidosauria, Squamata, Pythonidae. The record is from RefSeq and is a predicted model, not a curated record. Gene Ontology annotation, cellular component: plasma membrane. Gene Ontology annotation, molecular function: Wnt-protein binding; Wnt receptor activity.